Messenger RNA from Vicia faba (fava bean), 339 nucleotides. The record is from the annotation of a GenBank genome assembly. NCBI's taxonomy places the organism in Eukaryota, Viridiplantae, Streptophyta, Magnoliopsida, Fabales, Fabaceae.
AUGCUAAAAGCGGUAAAACUGUGUCGUUUUGAGCGCUAUUAUGACUCUUCAGAUCCAUUUGACUUAUUUCACUUCCCUCUCACUUCACGCUUCUCACAUUUUCCCAAAAAAAUGUCGUCGUGCCAAAAAUCGCACCGGCGGCGGCUUCCUCAAAUCAACACGAGACAACAUAUUUCGACCUCAAUCUCACUUCAGUUUAAACCCCUAAACAUGGAUCUAGCCUUAGAUUUUGUUAAUUCCUCCUCAAUCAACGGGAUCAAAGAUCCAGAAAGCACAAACUCUACUACGUUAAGGACACACUCGAAUUGGAGAAGUUUGAUGCAAUCAAUGUUGAUUUAG